Molecule: messenger RNA, 3352 nt
Organism: Corythoichthys intestinalis (scribbled pipefish)
Lineage: Eukaryota; Metazoa; Chordata; Actinopteri; Syngnathiformes; Syngnathidae
Product: protein CBFA2T2-like
Exons: 11
Coding region: 311-2074 (587 amino acids)
Biological process (GO): DNA-templated transcription; negative regulation of DNA-templated transcription
Cellular component (GO): nucleus
Molecular function (GO): transcription corepressor activity
Source: RefSeq, a predicted model, not a curated record
GCGUCGCGGAUGCUAGUAAGUUCAGAAGCUGAGAGCGAGCACGACGAGAAGGACGUAAACAGAGGACGAAAAGGCUCACAGAGAACAGAGCGAGAACGCAGCACAGCUUUGAACGCAUGUGUGUGCCUGUCGCUCCAUCUGGGUGCCAUCUGUGUCCUCUCAUUGGCGGGAAUGCAAACACACGCGUGACACAUGCGGAUAAGAGCGACGAAGAAGACGCCACAAGUGCAGCUUUUUGACUUUCUCUACAGGACUUUGGACGCGUGGACUCUACUAGAGAGGAGACAGUGUAGAGAAGAAGAGCCCUGCCAUGCCCGGUUCUCCUGUGGAUGCUAAGACUCAUUCCAGAUCAGCUCCCAAUAGCAGCAGCAGUGCCGCCAUCAUCAUGCCACCCCUGCCGUCCAUCAACCCCAGCGCCCCGCGCCUGGCUUCCUUCUCCACAACAGCACUGACCAAUGGGAACCACCAUUCGCCACCAACGCUCAAUGCGGUGCCUUCGCCGCCGCAGCGCUACAGCAACGGACCCUCUUCGUCGUCAUCGUCGUCGCUGUCUAACCAGCAGUUGCCGGCCACGUGCGGCGCGCGGCAGCUGAGUAAGCUCAAGCGAUUCCUGACCACGCUGCAGCAGUUCGGCAACGACAUCUCACCAGAAAUUGGCGACAGCGUUCGCAACUUAGUGCUGGCUUUAGUAAAUUCAACAGUGACCAUCGAGGAGUUUCACUCACGGCUUCAGGAGGCCACCAAUUUCCCCUUGAGGCCGUUUGUUAUUCCUUUUCUCAAGGCGAACCUUCCCCUUCUACAGAGGGAGCUGCUCCAUUGCGCACGUGCAGCCAAGCAGACUCCAGCACAGUAUCUGUCCCAGCAUGAGCACCUCCUGCUGAGCACAACCAUGGCUUCCUCUCCAGACUCUUCUGAGCUCCUCAUGGAGCCCUCAGACGCCGCCGUCAAGAGGCCCAGCCCUAGCAGGGUCAAGGAAAAUGGCUUCCACGAACGUCCCCCCGUAGCCAUGGAGCCCGCAGCCAAGCGCAUUUGCACCAUCAGCCCGGCUCCCCGCCACAGCCCGGCGCACCCAUUGCCGCUCAACGCCCAGCUGCACCCGACGCCGCCACCCCUGCAGCACUACGCCCUGGACGACAUCGCCGCGCCACACAUCCUGCACCGAGAGCACAGCCAGCGCAUGUUAGACAUACGAGAACUCAAAGACAGACCAAGAUUGCCAGGCACGAAUGGGGGUUACCGUGAGGAGCCUGUUGACCACAAGUUGACGGACCGCGAGUGGGCUGAUGAGUGGAGGCAUCUGGACCACGUGCUGAACUCUAUCGUGGACAUGGUGGAAAAGACGCGGCGGUCAGUGAGCGUCCUGCGGCGGUGCCAAGAGUCAGACCGUGAGGAGCUCAACUACUGGAGGCGGCGCUCUAGUGAGCAGGAGGAUGCUCGCAAAGGACCAGUGCCCUUCUCCAAAACACACAGUCCCCACUCUGCAGAGUCAGAAUGUCAGCGUGACUUUGCCCCACGACCCGGCUCAGCGUACGUCACAGAUGAGAUCUGGAGAAAAGCAGAGGAGGCAGUAAACGAGGUAAAGAGGCAAGCCAUGGACGAAGUGCAGAAGGCGGUUGCCGAGGCUGAGCAGAAGGCUUUCGAGAUGAUUGCAGCCGAGCGGGCCAAGAUGGAAAAGACGCUGGCCGAUGCUAAGAGGAAGGCUCAGGAAGACGCUAUCAUGGUUAUCAAUGAGCAAGAGGAUUCCAGCGAGUGUUGCUGGAACUGCGGUCGCAAAGCUAGCGAGACGUGCAGUGGCUGCAACGCAGCGCGCUACUGUGGCUCCUUCUGCCAGCACAAAGACUGGGAGCGGCACCACCUCAUCUGCAGCCCCGGACUUCAGACUCAACCCAAACCCAUUUCUACAAUCUCUGCACCCAGGGUGGCAGCCACUUCUGCCGUGGUGUCCCCGGUGGGGCCCGUGACCCCCGAUGUCACUGCCACGGCGUCCAGUCCAGGCGGGGAGAAGGUUCCGGUGGCAUCUCGCUCAUCUACUCCUUCUACUCCAGUGUCGGCGCCCGAGACCAAUGGACAUUAGGAGGAGGAGGAAAUUUGGCUGAACUUUUUUGGAGGGUCAUUCCAGAACAUCAGAUGUUUCAUCAUCAACAGAUUAUGUGGGAAUCACCUCAGACCAACAGACCCUCAGAUAAAAACUUGUUUAUAGUCAACCGCACCCUCCCAAAAAACUUGACCCAUUUCCGGUGGCAGGGUGAAAAUUACUAUAAAAUGAGAGAUUAAAAAUAAUGUACACUUUCCUCAGAAACAACUUUCCACUUUUUUGUGUACAUCUUUACAACAGUAAGGAGGAGAAAGAAGAGAAGGCGGGUUACGUGUAAUAAAUCCAGCCAUAAAGCAGAUUUCCUAGUGUAGAUAUUAUGAAAAAUGAUACCAGAUUGUGUGAAUGUGUCAAACAUUUUUUUUUUUUUUCUUUGCAAAGCAAUAUAAUAAUUGAAGGAGUUCAGGUAUCAAACUGUUUCUGCGUCACCAAAGUUACUUUUAACAAGAAGCUCAGGACAACAGACAUGAGGAUGUUCCACCAAAGCGAUACAUAAACAGUGGCUUCAUAAACAAUUGGAGGUUGCCCAGAAGUAGCCUUAUUUUGUCAACACUGCACUGUACCGCUUUGGUGGAAAACAGGAUUUAAUAUGAUGAUUAUGUUUUCUGAGACCAUUUUGGCAGUGAGCAGUGUCGUCGUUGUAGUAAAUUGGCCAAAAGGCCUAUUUGUGACUCCUCCCAAACAAAUGCAUCUCAGGAGAUAAACCACCCCAGCUUCAAGUCCAAUGUUUUACGAGCUACUAUCACCACACACACACGUUCCAAGCUCAUUCGAUGUAAGAGAAAGUUUGUAAAAAUAAUAUCGCUGUUAUUUUGUUCUGUUUAAUUCCCCUGUUUGUCCUUUAAACAUUUGGUACAAGUCAUAAGACAAAUGUUAUCUUGAUGUACAGUACGAAAUAAAGAAAUAGAGUUACUGAAGAUGCUUAGUUGUUGAGUUUGUCUACUAAUUCACCUACAUGAUGUACCAUUCCUUUCAUUUUUACACCUAUAAUCAGGGGAUGCACAUAAUUUUUUUGCCCAGGUUCUCAGAGGAGGACCUGGAGAUGCGACUUGGUCCUCAUUGAGCUUGAGAGCCGACCCGCCUGAUGCGAUAAAAUUAUGACAAGCUUUACUUGGAGCCAAUUACCUUAAAUUAAUUUUAUUAACAAUUAACACUUGAUUAACAUCAACUGGCACAACAAAAUUGCCAUUACUCUGAAGUGAAAUGUAAAGACAUAUACAGGGGUACCGCAUAUUUUUUUUGCCUCCCACAUUAACUCCA